AUGGUUUGGACCUGGUUGCCCAGGCGAUCGCUUCAGGUUGCAGUCGUGACACCCGUCCUCUUGGCCCAGCUGCAGUCGGCGCAGAGAAUUCCGGAAUGCCAGGGGACCAUGCUCAGCUGCUUGCAGGAGGGUGAGACGAUGGACGACCCCUGCUCGAAGUCUGAUACCUGCCUGAAGACGUACCACACCUGCCCACAACGAGGUGUUUUCCGACAGUGUGCGCGAGCCGAUGGCGGCUGCGCCGCCGGAGAGCGUUGUAACAUCCGCUGUUGGGGCAAGAAGGCCGGCACGUACGCCAGCUGCUCCCAGGUUCCCGACAACCUGUGCCAAGAUUCCUACGUCGUGGACGAUUCGGGGAAUGGGAUGCAUU
This is a messenger RNA of Symbiodinium sp. CCMP2456, 370 nucleotides long. The record is from the annotation of a GenBank genome assembly. Lineage: Eukaryota; Dinophyceae; Suessiales; Symbiodiniaceae.